AUGGUAAAGAAGAUAUACCACAAGAAGAAUGUUCAUAGUUGGCGCGACUUAGAUGGCCGAGCAGAACCUCUCCACGCUCGCCCAUGUCCUCUCAAGCCGCCCAACACACCAUCCCAUCUCAUUCCAUCUGCAUCUCACCCAUCCCACCUCACCACACUUGCAUUCCAUCACUACCAUCAUUCCACUGCAUUCACCAUUCUUCAAAAAAGGAGUUAUAGCCAAAAGAGUGAAGACUGCUCCAGACAGCCUAUCGAGAAUCAGCGCCGAACCGCGCACACCGGCCGAGAGAACGAAUGUUCCGCGCUCGGCCAAUAUCAUCCGACUGUCUCGGCCAAAGUCCACGGCCGAUCACACACGACCCGGGAAACAUUGUCCCGCGGUCGGCCAAACACCACGCCACCGCGCACGACCGCGCGCGCGACCGGGAACAACGCCUCGCGGCCGCGCAACUCACGUACCGCGGCCGACAUCCGUCCGACCGGGAAGGCUCGCCCGUCGCGGCCGAAGACCAUCGGCCAAACCUCAUCCGUCCGACCCGCCGGCCGACCGAAAUCUCCGGCCACGACCGUUCCGACCGGCCCCGACCCGACUGUCCGGCCGAUCGUCCCGACCGACCGUCCGAACGCCGCGGUCGACCCGAAGCCGUUUUUGAAGCCCAAUCCGCACAAUUCAAGCCCAAAGCCGGCGCCGACCUAG
Molecule: messenger RNA, 696 nt
Organism: Microthlaspi erraticum
Lineage: Eukaryota; Viridiplantae; Streptophyta; Magnoliopsida; Brassicales; Brassicaceae
Source: the annotation of a GenBank genome assembly